Psammomys obesus (fat sand rat) is the source of this 1450-nucleotide messenger RNA. It is a transcript of the gene Sh2d4b, whose product is annotated as SH2 domain containing 4B. The record is from RefSeq and is a predicted model, not a curated record. NCBI's taxonomy places the organism in Eukaryota, Metazoa, Chordata, Mammalia, Rodentia, Muridae. The transcript is spliced from 10 exons. The coding region runs from base 113 to 1450 and encodes 445 amino acids. Gene Ontology annotation, cellular component: cytoplasm.
GGAGGGACUGAGCACCUAUCCCUGAAGCUCCUUGAUUCUUGCUGCUUGGCUGUAUAUUUCUGUCCUGGCGGAUAUGAGUUCAUCGCUGGCUGGGAGCUGAGACAGAACAAAAAUGCUAUACAAGGAAAGGACAUCUGGAGUGACCCCAAACAUCAUGCUGCAGCAGAUCCUGCAUGACAUGUACAUCGACCCAGAGCUUCUGGCUGAGCUCAGUGAUGUGCAGAAGCACAUCCUCUUCUACAAGAUGCGAGAGGAGCAGCUUCGGCGUUGGAGGGAGCGGGAGGCAUGGGACACCCUGGCUCAGGCAGAAGGCCUCAGGCCCUCGAAGGUCAAGCGAGCGAGCAACAAACAUAUCCAGUGGCUGCUGGGAGAAGAUGGCGAGGUCUGGGUGUGGGUCAUGGGUGAAGGCCCCGGAGACAAGCCCUACGAAGAGAUCUCUGAGGAGCUGAUUGCAGAGAGAGCACGGCUGCAAGCACAGAGAGAGGCUGAGGAGCUCUGGAGACAAAAGGAAGCAGAGAUCACCAAGAAGUUCCGGGAUGCCUUAGCCAAUGAGAAAGCUCGGAUCUUGGCAGAGAAGUGGAAAGUGGAGAUGGAGGACCGCAAGGCUGCCAAAAUCCUAGAGGAACGCAUCCAUGAGGAAUUCAAGAGGAAAGAGGAAGAAGAGAGGAGGCGAGGAGAAGAACAGAUUCGCCUCCAAGAGGAGCAGAGAGCAAAGGAACUCUAUUGGACCCUGAAGCAGGCCCAGCUGCACUGUCAAGCCAGUGAGAAAGAGGAGCGUGAGUGGGAAGAACAGCUACGCAGAUCCAAGGCAGCUGAUGAGGAGAGGAGCCGUCGUGCUCAGCGAGCCCGAGAUGAGUACCGGCGCCACUCACUCCGAGCCAUCCAGAAGGGCACUGUUGCCGGCUUAAGCACCAUGUUCCAAGAACUUGGCCAGAACCAUGAGCAGGAGACAAGACUCUAUCACCAGCUUCCUGGCAGCAGUCCACCAUCACCCCUCACAGGACCUGACAGGACCUGGGAGCGUCCUUUGCGUCCACUCUCCAGAGAAGUCAUUGUGCGCUGGUUCAAGGAGGAACAGCUACCUCGCCGAGCUGGCUUUGAGAGGAACACCAAGUCCAUUGCCCCCUGGUUUCAUGGAAUUAUUAGUCGAGAGAGUGCAGAAGACCUUCUGGAGAAUAUGACAGAGGGAGCAUUUCUGGUCCGGGUCAGUGAGAAGAUUUGGGGUUACACCCUGUCCUACCGCCUGCAGAAAGGAUUCAAGCACUUUCUUGUGGAUGCUUCUGGGGACUUCUACAGCUUUCUGGGAGUGGACCCUAAUCGCCAUGCCACCCUCACAGACCUCAUUGAUUUCCACAAGGAGGAAAUCAUCACGGUUUCAGGUGGAGAGUUGCUGCAGGAACCCUGUGGACAGAGGGAUAGCCCACCAGACUAUCACCUGUUGUUUGAAUGA